AUGGCGUGUUUUACACGGUACUUCCUUGUCGGACUUCUGGUUAUCACCCCUGCCUUAUACUCAGGUGGAGUCGAUGUGGCCAUCCUGAACCAGUAUCCGCUUGUCCCUCACCUGCGUGUAGAAUCUGGAAGUAAUGUCGCAGAUGACAGAUCCAGUGUGCUGACCUGUAUCACAGACGGGACGGUACAGGGUUCUACUUCGGAUUCAGACUUCUAUAUCAAGGUAGAAUACUCACCAGGAGGAAACACUUUCACAGCGAGAAGGUCAACAGUAACAAUCCCAUCGUCUUUGGCACCAACAAAGGUGCAGGCGACAAUAAAUCCCGCCAAUAACGAUAACGAAAGAAAAGAAGCCAUCGGGGUUUUCUCCUGCAGUGGAACUAAAGACGGGGUGACCAGGGAGGUGUCUACUGUCAAAAUUCUUAAUACAGCCUGCCUGAAGCCCCUCGCCUACACCUAUCGUGCAACAGUAGGUGAUGAGGUCAGGAUAAAGGUCACAACGACGUCAUGGUGUUACCCAAACUCGAUAGGUAGGACCAGUAUCGUGCUUAGGAGAACAGACGGGACAGCAGCCGCGUCAACUCCACAUGGAUAUCAACCCGGGGAGCACGAGUUAGUUCUCAACAGUGUGACCGCAGCGGACGACGGGACCUACGUCGUCAAGUACAAUGAUAUGUCAGACACAGAUAAACUAGCGAGCUACAUCAGACUAACAGUUUCAGCCUGCUCCCCAGACCGCUCGGGCCCUGACUGCUCCCUCCCCUGCCUGUGUUAUCACGGAGGUCGGUGUGACCAGGACGGUUCCUGUAUAUGUCCACCGGGGUUCUAUGGAGACAACUGUGAACUAGCCUGUCCGCAGUCCUCCCAGUACGGCCAGUCGUGCCAGUGGUCCUGUGAGGUUAAUGCCGAUAGGACCUGCCAGAAGUCCCUCAUCUGUCUGCCGGAUCCUUACGGCUGUGAGUGCGCCAACGGGUACAAGGGGUUCGACUGUGAUACAACAUGUGGUAGGAAUGAGUACGGUCCAGGCUGUACACAGACGUGUGUCUGCAAUAACGGAGGGAUAUGUGACGUCAAUAAAGGCUGUCUGUGUACAGGAGAUUGGAGAGGUCCAAGUUGUGAAGAAAAGAAAUUCCGUAUCUCAUUGCUGCCCAUGACGGUUCACAUCAUAAAUGCUGCGUCCACCUCCGCUAACGUCACCUGCAGUUGUCACCCCUGGACUACUGAUGACUGUCCUGACAUGAGGUUAGAGUAUAAUGUGACUCAGGUCACUCCUACAGCUGAGACCUCGGAGUCAGCCCGUCAGAAAACUUGGAGCUUCACUCCACCGACAGUGCUGGGAGAUGUGGAACUUAACUGUGCUGUUGACUACAACGGGGUGAGGUAUUCUUACAGGAGCAUGAUAACAGUGACAGGCCGUGCCCCGUCCAUUACAGAAGACCCCGCGAACAACAUCGAGGUAAACACCGGGCAGGACGUGACCAUAACGUGCGCUGCGGACGGUGACCCUGCUCCAACCCGGGACAACUUUCUCCUGAGAAACCUGAGAACUGGAAGAGAUCUUCAACCGUCGAGUGCGGCAUCGUCUGGGGACGAAUUGAGGGCAACGUUCGACAUUACCGGCGUGACAGCCUCAGAGGAAGGACACUACGACUGUAGAGUACAAACCAUAGCAGGGUCGAGCAUUUCUCAUCGUGCCUACAUAGACGUGAAAGUCCAGCCAGUUCCAAAAGAGCCACCGACAGCGACAGAGACCGGGUUUUUGUAUGUCAUCGUCGGCUUGAACAUUGCGACCUUUGACGGAGAUGGGCCGAUAGUCGACACGUUAUUGCUGCACAGAAAGCUUCCAUCAGGCAGCUGGACAGAAACUCCUGUGUCCAACCGCUCAAUCCCAUAUCGGUUGGACGGCUUGACACGUGAAACUGAGUACGAGUUAGCCGUGGUUCUGACGAGGCCCGGCGUUGGAGGCCGGGGUGCGAUGGGACCGUCCGUCUCAAUUACAACACAUCCUCCAGUUGAUGGAGGCUGGUCACCGUGGACCGACUGGCCCCCUUGUAGUGUAACCUGUGGUAACGGCACCAGGACCAGAACCCGGACAUGUGACAACCCCAUUCCUGCAUACAGCGGACGGGACUGUGAGGGAGCAGCGAGUGAGACACAGACAUGUCAGGAUCAACCUGCUUGUCCAACAGGUUCUUGA
Molecule: messenger RNA, 2196 nt
Organism: Branchiostoma belcheri (Belcher's lancelet)
Lineage: Eukaryota; Metazoa; Chordata; Leptocardii; Amphioxiformes; Branchiostomatidae
Product: angiopoietin-1 receptor-like
Exons: 11
Coding region: 1-2196 (731 amino acids)
Molecular function (GO): protein binding
Source: RefSeq, a predicted model, not a curated record